Messenger RNA from Anolis carolinensis (green anole), 2613 nucleotides. It is a transcript of the gene odad3, whose product is annotated as outer dynein arm docking complex subunit 3. The transcript has 13 exons. Gene Ontology annotation, biological process: outer dynein arm assembly; cilium movement. Gene Ontology annotation, cellular component: cilium; ciliary basal body; ciliary tip. The coding region runs from base 340 to 1995 and encodes 551 amino acids. Lineage: Eukaryota; Metazoa; Chordata; Lepidosauria; Squamata; Anolidae. The record is from RefSeq and is a predicted model, not a curated record.
GCAGCCGGUCGCCAUGGAGACGGGCCCACCGUAGGGAUGCUGAGGCGUUGUUGAGCCAGAUGAAACCUGGCAGAAAAGGAAAGCAGCCUAGCUGAAGCAGGCCGGUUUCUAGGCGCGAAGGAAGCGACGCAGCAGAGGAACAAAGCGUUGUAGAACCUUUUGCUUUAUUUAUUUCCCCCCCCCCCCUACCGAACACACGCAUCAUUUCCCCUGUUGGCAGCCCAAUUCCUGUAGGUUUGCCAAUGGUUUCUGGCUGAGUAGUGACCCGCCAACAAAUCACUACAGUGCCUUCCCUCCGCCUGUUUCACCUUCUCCAGCUUUUGACUACCUGCCACUACCAUGCCAGUGACAGAGGCCCAGCAAGGAAUAAAGCCCCCCGUCCAUGAGCAGAUCGCAGAUCUCCAGAAGAAAAUACAGCUGCUAGAAAGCGACCGGAAAGCUUCCUCUGAAAAUUCGCAAUGGGAAAUUAAUAAAAAUAAUGAUUUAAUUUUAAAGUUGAGGCAGGAGAAUAAGAAGAUGCACCAGACGCUUGCAGAUGCCUUUGCGGGAGAAGAGGAAGUCAUCAAUGCUGCAUUCCAAGAACACCAAGUUGAACAGGGAGCUGUGAAAAAUAAAACAGGAGAGGGUGCUAUUCUGAUUGUUGAUCACCGGCUAUGCGAGACAGUCAAUCAGUUAAACCAGCUAAAGUAUCAAGUAGAGAUGCGGAAGCAGCACCUGGAGGAGCUUCAGCUUCAAUACAGUACCAAGGAGCAAGAGAUCAAUGAAAUGCAUGCACUGGAGGAAGGGGACCUUGAAGAAGCCAAGAUACUGCGUAUGCUGGAAAACCGCCUGGAAAAAGCUCGGUUCAAGAAUGACGAGGCUGUACGCAUCACCAGCAUGUACCAGAAACUCAAGGCACACAUGCAGGAGAAGAGCCUCCACUUCCAGAACAAGCUGGAUGCCCUGCAAGCUGAGAUCUCACACCUGCAACAUGAAUUCAAAGAGCUGGAAAGCGUGGAGAUUGAAGCACAAGAUGCCCGCAAUACAACUAGGGAGCAGCUCCAAAUUCAAGAGGAAAACAUUUAUGGAGAACGAAAGGCCCGUGAUAAGAAGCUGAAGGACCUCAAAAAGCUGAUAGAAGAAAAAAGAGCACAGAAUGAGCGUACAGAAAAACGGUCUCAAAAGGAUCAUGUCCCAUUUGGAGCUGAAGAGCUGCGCAGAGAGCCCAUGCAGGGAAAAGCAAGCAUCCUGAAGAACAAACAAGCCUUGUUCACUGCAUCAGAGGCCUUUGAGAAGAUUCGAGCCACAACUGGCGUUGCAGACGCAGAUGAUGUUAUAGCCUGCUUUGUGGCUCUAGAAGAAACCUUCAAGCAACUGGAAAACAUGAAGGAUGAUAAUGAAAAAUCCCAGGUACUGCUCAGAGAGGAGAAGAAUGCAUUGCAACGUGAAUUCGAACAUGAAGAGUACUCAGGCGAGGCCCGGAAGGUGGGGGCCGAGAACCUGAUGAAGGAAUUGUGUGAAUACCAGAAGAGGGAUGAAAAGAGGCAGAAUGCAACGCAAGAAGAACUGGAUAAAGUGAACCGUUUUCUGCUGGAUGCCAAGGCUGGAGUGGAACAUUUGGCCUCCAAAGUACAACAUAUCAAACUGGAAGAUAGCCACUUUGCUUCCACUGAAUUGGAUGAGAAAGCCCCCGACUACGUGCUUGACCUCUUAGCCCAAACCGAGGAGAAAUUUCUCUAUCUGCUGCAGUUCCUCAAGGACCGAGACAAGCAGGAGCUUCUCAAGAGAAUUGAAGAAGUGGAGUUCCAUACAAGGCUUGAGAGGAAGUUACCUGCCUAUAACACCAGGGUCAAACUUCCCAUGUCUCAAAAAGCAGAUAUAUAUGAUGAAGAGGACAGUGGGGAGGAUGAUGCGGAUGUGGUGACACGUACAGCCCUGAAGCGUCAAUCCCAGCAAAUCAUAGAAUCCAAGACCAAACGCCGCACCCGCUACAGAAAGAAGGAUGGGAAGAUGUGACUGCGUCCUGUGUAGUCCUCUUUCCCAGCUCCAGUUGUAGAACAAAGACCUUGGCAAUUAAAGAUGCCUCCUAGAUACUGGCCUCCUGUUCAAGCCAGUUCCACCUUUCCUUUUCUUCACUUCCUCGCCCCAGAAAAAAGAGGGACAUGACCCCUUGUGGAUCUGUUCCAAAUCUCUGGAUGGACCAAGUAAGGGACCCACAAUGAGCUGUAUUUUGCUCCUGCUCUCCUAUCAUUGAGGUUCUAGCAGUGUGAGAAGCAUGGCUUCUUCAGUGCUAGCGGGUAAGAAAUAAUUCUUGCCAUUCUCAAGGAGAGAAGGAAGAGGAAUCUACAUGCCUCCAAGUGGAUCCCAACCCCCUGACACCUGAUAGUGGUUGCCUUGGAAGUGUUGGUGAACCCCUAUUGAUCUAGGUCUCAACAGUGGGUCCUGUCUUUCAGGACUUCAUUUGAUCAAGAUUGGAGAUCUAAAGGAGCCAGGAUAUUUGUUCUGCCUUUCAACUAUUAACCACUUAUUCCAUCAGCAAAUGUAUAAGAACUUUUGUAUGACUUGACUUGAACUGUCAAAAUGUUCUUUCACUUUAAGUUACCAGAAUCUUCAUAAAAAUCAUCUUUAAACUUC